Molecule: messenger RNA, 1722 nt
Organism: Suillus discolor
Lineage: Eukaryota; Fungi; Basidiomycota; Agaricomycetes; Boletales; Suillaceae
Exons: 5
Coding region: 1-1722 (573 amino acids)
Source: RefSeq, a predicted model, not a curated record
AUGCUGCUGACACCACUUUUUUGCUCUGACUGUCAGACUCGCACACUUUAUUUGUCCUUACUGUUGACUGACAAGUUUCAGCAUCUCGCAAAAACCACCAAUCCUGCCUGUCGUACCCUCUACCUUUCCUCACGGCGAUUCGCUCCAGACCCAGCAAAUGAUGUAGAUAUAGACGCACCUGAUCCAAAUCAUCCGCUGCAUUUUGAAGGUGAUUUUUUUGGAACAUACGCUGAGGAUGAGUUUGCAUGGCCAGGGUCAGAUGACGAGGGGGAUGUUGGUCAAGCACCUAUGGAUGAAGAUGACUCAGAUAAUGACAUCAACGAUCACGACGAAUGGGAGCCUCCUGCAGCACCAGCACCCUCAAGUCAUUCUGCGGAGCAUCAUGACACUAACAAUCAUGACGAAUGGGAACCUCCUGUAGUGCCAGCACCUGCGCACAAUGAUGCCUUACACCCACCUACCACAGAUCAAGGCCAAGAUGCUUUUCAUAUGGCGCAGCGGCGACUUCUUGAACACGAACAAGUACCUAUAAUUGUCCAUUACCCUGAUCAACGAGCUGGACAGCCCAUCGACUCAGCCAUCAAGCAGCCAAGCAAUAUAACCUACCAUGCACAGCUUAAUGGCUCGAGUGCAGAUAAUAUUUAUGCCCCAUUCGCCUCGAAGCUUGAUUGGGAGAUGGCUCGAUGGGCAAAAUUACGAGGUUCAAGCUCAACUGCGUUCUCAGAACUUGUUUCUAUUGAAGGUGCCGUCCGAAAUUCAAACGAUCAGAUUGUCGUUGCUAAUGAAGCGUUUGAUGUCUACUAUCGCGAUAUCAUUGAAUGCAUCAAGGCUCUUUUCAGUGAUCCAAGUUUUGCUGACUUUCUGGUCUUUGCGCCUGAACGCCAUUAUGCCGACGAAGAUGAGACGAUUCGUUUAUAUCAUGAGAUGCAUACUGGAAAAUGGUGGUGGAAUAGUCAGAAACACUUAGAUCACGAGCGCCCUGGUGCUACAAUAAUUCCCAUCAUCAUUUCAUCAGACAAGACUCAAGUUACGAUGUUUCGCAACAAGACAGCAUACCCCGUCUACAUGACUAUUGGAAACAUCCCAAAGGAUAUUCGUCGGAAACCGUCACGCCAGGCACAUGUCCUCCUCGCAUACCUUCCAACUACUCGCCUUGAACACGUUACCAACAAAGCUGCUCGCCGACGGAUGCUUGCCAAUUUAUAUCAUGCUUGUGUGGGACGUGUACUUGCACCACUCACAGCUGCCGGCAUCAAUGGCAUUAAUAUGCGAAGUGGUGAUGGAAUAAUGCGUCGAGGCCAUCCUUUGUUUGCAUGUUUUGCAGGAGACUACCCAGAGCAAGUUUUAGCUACCGGAGUCAAGACAACUCAAUGUCCAAAUUGCGAUGUUCCCUCCGACGAGCUUGGUCUAGCAACUGGUGUCGCAAAUUGGCAACCACGAGACCUUGGUGCAGUACUUGAUGCCCUCUGCGCUCUUGACCAAGGUGGAUUGGCCUUUGUGCGUGCAUGCGCAGAUGCUGGCAUUAAGCCUAUUGUCCACCCAUUCUGGGAGGGACUACCCUUUGUCAAUAUAUUCGAAUCCAUAACUCCUGAUAUUCUGCAUCAACUAUACCAAGGGCUCGUCAAGCAUCUCCUCGCUUGGCUUUCUGAUGCAUGUGGCAGUACGGAGAUUGAUGCACGAUGGCAUCACAACUCUUUCACGUGUAAGCGGUACAGAACAUAA